Messenger RNA from Westerdykella ornata, 2856 nucleotides. Its product is annotated as tyrosine-protein phosphatase non-receptor type 6. The coding region runs from base 162 to 2669 and encodes 835 amino acids. Gene Ontology annotation, biological process: protein dephosphorylation. Gene Ontology annotation, molecular function: protein tyrosine phosphatase activity. The transcript has 3 exons. Lineage: Eukaryota; Fungi; Ascomycota; Dothideomycetes; Pleosporales; Sporormiaceae. The record is from RefSeq and is a predicted model, not a curated record.
UGGUCUUCACCGGUGCUCCCUCCCUAUUGCCUCAGUUGUAUACUAUUAUUACGGAGUACUCUGUUCAUUGAAACCGGCUGUGAUGUCAUUUCCAUUCACCCUCAGAACCUUUCCUCUACCUCCACCAGUCCCCAACACCUUGCCCAGGUGCCAAUAGCGCCAUGUCGGCCCCUUUACUUAGAGAAGCCUCAUCGCACUCGUCGCCGCACAUAAAAGAUCCCAGGACGCCUGCUCCAGUCGCCGACGAUCCAUGCGCAGCCAGCCCCAGCUACUUCGGCGUCAGAGUAGAUGGAUCCGAUCACUUUGCCUCGGGCACCGCUCAUCAUGUCAAUUCCAACUGGUGCUUUUCUCCAAACGUUCGCUCCAUCGCUGCCGCCUCGCCUCGAAUCAUCCCCGUCGACCAUAAUCCAGAGUUCAAGGCCUUCAAGAGACAAUCCGAGGCCAACAAGGGCUUUGCUUUGGGUGGCUUUGACUUCUCUCGUGCGACGCCCUCGACGUUGCCCAAGGGUCCCUUCUUCCAACCCAUUGCAACCCCAAACCCGUCGAAACCCGUCACUCCGUCGCCCCAAGUAUCCCCCGAUUGCGUCGAGGCGCCCAAACCACAGCGUUCUCCCAAACGUCUCCUCUCCUCGACCGAACCCCAACUCCUCACCGACCACCCCCGAAGAGAAUCUCCCGCGAGCUUUCUAGAUCAGGAAGGGUUUGGUCGCACGGAUGAGGUCGCCCAGUUCGCCGACACCCGCCAUGCUACCUCGUCGCUCCCACCGCCAAGUUGCCCUGCCAUCCUCCGCAGCGUCAGCAAAUGCCGAGCCGAUACCCUCCCGGCAACCCCAGACCAGGGCAGCGGUCCAGGCCCAACGCUGGCUUCCCCGCAACACGUGGUGAACAUACUCGAAUCCGCGCAAGAGCAAGUCCUGCUACUUGAUUUACGCGUGUCCACCCAUUACGCCAAGUCACACAUCAACGGCGCCCUGAGUUUAUGCAUACCCACGACACUGUUGAAACGGGCGUCUUUCAAUGUCAGCAAACUGGCAGAGACUUUCAAGAAUGAAGAGGAUAGAGACAGGUUUGAACGUUGGCGAAGUUGCAAAUCCAUCAUCGUCUAUGACGCCAAUUCGUCCCACAUCAAAGAUGCCAUGACGUGCACCAACACUCUCAAGAAAUUCAUCAACGAAGGCUGGACCGGCGGUUCCUAUAUCAUACGUGGUGGCUUCACCGAAUUCUCCGCAACCUUCCCCUGCUGGGUCACACAGGGCUCGUCCAAUGGCUCAGCUUCACCGUCUUCCUCGUUACAGAUUGGUUCGGAUCGGCCCGCUGUUGCCCCUGUCGUCGGUGGAUGUCCCAUGCCCGCCGCGCAGAGUGCCGCGAAUCCUUUCUUUGGCAAUAUUCGCCAAAACAUGGACCUCAUCGGCGGCGUGGGCCAGAUGGCCAUCAAGCAGCCCGCAGGCAUGACAAAGUCGGUAGAAGAGGAGCUGCCCCAGUGGCUGAAGGGCGCAGCCGAUGAGAAGGACCGCGGCAAGCUGGUGUCGGACAAGUUCCUGCACAUCGAGAAGCGCGAACAGAAGCGCAUGCAGGAGGCGUUUGGAAAUGUCGUGUAUUCGUCCGGUGCCGACAACAGGGCAGAACACGUCGAGCGGAUUCAAAUCGCAGGGCUCGAGAAGGGCUCCAAGAACCGGUACAACAAUAUAUGGCCAUAUGAGCACUCGCGCGUCAAGCUGGAAGGUGUCGCGAAAGGUGACUGCGACUACGUCAAUGCCAACUACAUCAAACCUAGCCUCUCCAACAAGCGUUACAUAGCUACGCAGGGACCCCUUCCUGCAACCUUCAACGACUUUUGGAAUGUCGUCUGGCAACAAGACGUUCGCGUCAUUGUCAUGCUGACCGCCGAGCAGGAAGGCGGCCAGGCGAAAGCUCACAAUUACUGGUCUGAGCGGCAGUACGGCCACCUGUUCCUGAAUCCACUGGGAGAACAUAGGGCGUCUCUCGAGCCACACAGGAUACGGAGAAAUCGAGACCCAUCACGGGCAAUGCCGGGGCAGCGACGGUCGACGAAUCCUCCCAAACCCACGAAUCUCUCCAGGGAGGCGAGCCAUUCCUCCUCCCAGACUACGGAGCAGCCCUACGUCACGGUGCGAAAGUUCACGCUGUCGAACUCGGACGAGCCGUUUGAGCGGAUGCGCGAGAUCACGCAGCUCCAGUAUUCGCACUGGCCUGAUUUCGGCGCUCCCGCACAUCCAGCCCAUCUGUUGGGCCUGAUUGAGCAGUGUGACGCCGUCGUGCGGCAAGUCAAUGGCGGAUCAGCGUCGCAACCCGACCCUCCGAAUACGAGACCCGUUCUCGUGCACUGCUCCGCCGGCUGUGGACGUACCGGAACUUUCUGCACGGUGGACUCGGUCAUCGACAUGCUGAAGCGACAACGGCAAGCGCGCAAUGCUCGCCAGGCCCGCAGCAGUGCUGGCGUGGAGGUCGCGGAUCAGCCGCCUUCAUCUUCGGAUUCCGGCGGCGUGGAAGGCAAUUGGACGCUGCGAGACGACGUGGAUCUGAUCGAGAAGACGGUGGAGGAUUUCCGCGCGCAGCGGCUCAGCAUGGUGCAGAGCCUGAGGCAGUUUGUGCUGUGUUAUGAGUGUGUGUUGGAGUGGCUUGUGGAGCAGCAUCCGAAGUCUGCGUAGGUGCGCCAUGUCACGGCCGGCGUCAGUGGCUUAGGGCGUAGAGGUAAGAUAGAGACGUUGCUUGCAUUCCUGCAUAUUGUGCAUUCCUUGGAUAUGUUGGAUUUUGACGAGGAUAUGGAUGCACACUCUUGGGUAGGAAGACUCUCGAGGGUCGGUCCAUCGGUUGCAUAGCGUGGUGUCGUUCUCU